Molecule: messenger RNA, 8658 nt
Organism: Rhineura floridana
Lineage: Eukaryota; Metazoa; Chordata; Lepidosauria; Squamata; Rhineuridae
Gene: CTNNA3
Product: catenin alpha 3
Exons: 18
Coding region: 138-2828 (896 amino acids)
Biological process (GO): cell migration; cell-cell adhesion
Cellular component (GO): adherens junction; fascia adherens
Molecular function (GO): actin filament binding; beta-catenin binding; cadherin binding
Source: RefSeq, a predicted model, not a curated record
UUUCUGUUUGCAGAUGUAUGAUAAGCCAAGUAGUGAGUUAUAAUAGCUGUACUGAACUUCUAAACUCUGGAAGAAUUGCCUAGACAUUGGUUCAGCACUUGAAUGUCAACUGUUUGCAUUCUGAAAUAGGUAAAAAAAUGUCAGCAGCAGUACCAUACAUGAAAAUGAAAAUUGAUCCAUGGAAUCUGCAGAUUCAGACACGUACUGUGGAGAAGUUACUGGAACCUCUCAUUAUUCAGGUUACCACAUUAGUCAAUUGCCCUCAAAACCCUUCUAACAAGAAAAAAGGAUGUUCCAAACGAGCCCGUGUUAUCCUUGCUUCUGUGGAAGAAGCUACUUGGAACUUACUGGACAAAGGAGAGAAAAUUGCUAAGGAGGCCCCUGUGUUAAUAGAGGAACUUAAUGUUGCACUUCGUGAUGUCCGCAAAGAAAGUGAAGCUUUGAAGGUAACAGCAAAAAAGUUCACAGAUGAUCCUUGUUAUUUACCUAAAAGGGAGGCAGUUGUCCAAGUAGCACGUGCUCUUCUGGCUGCUGUUACAAGACUUCUUAUUCUGGCAGAUAUGAUUGAUGUUUCAUACCUUUUGCAACAUCUAACCACGGUUCAAAGGACAUUUGUGACUCUUCAAAAUGUAGCAAGUAAAACUGAACUACAGAAAACAUAUAAAAGCCUUCAGAAAGAGUUGAAAAAGCUGGACCAUUUGGCUUACAAACGACAACAGGAUUUAAAAUCCAACAAUCAGCGUGAUGACAUUGCAGCAGCACGUGCUUCCCUGAAGGAAAAUUCAUCUCUUCUCCAUUCAAUUUGCUCUGCUUGUUUGGAACAUUCGGACAUUGCAUCUCUCGCAGCCAGCAAGGAUUCUGUUUGUAAUGAAAUACAGAAUGCUCUUGAUGCCAUUUCCGGUGCUUCUCAAGGAAUUGGAAAUGAAAAGGUUCAGCCAACAUCACAGUCGGGUACUCUUGGAAGUGCCCUUCAUGAAUUUGAGAAUUUGGUUUCCUUGGAUCCUCUUACCAUGAAUGAAGACAAAAUAAAGCCAUCACUAGAAAAGCGUUUAGAAGGAAUUAUCAGUGGAGCCGCUUUGUUAGCAGAUUCUUCUUGCACACGUGAUCUUCACCGUGAGCGCAUUAUCACUGAGUGCAAUGCUAUUCGCCAAGCACUCCAAGAUCUUCUUUCAGAGUACAUGAAUAAUGCUGACAAAAAAGGAAGGAGCAAUGCCUUGAAUAUUGCAAUAGAUAAUAUGUGUAAGAAGACAAGAGAUCUCCGCAGGCAGCUUCGCAAAGCUAUCAUUGAUCAUAUCUCAGACUCCUUUUUGGACACAACUGUUCCACUUCUAGUGCUCACUGAAACUGCCAAAAAUGGAAGAGAAAAGGAAAUAAUGGAAUAUGCGGCUAUAUUUAAAGAACACACAUUCAGGAUUAUUGAGGUGGCUAAUCUUGCUUGCUCAAUAUCAACAAAUGAAGAAGGAAUUAAAAUUGUCCAAACAGCAGCCAAUCAUAUGGAAACUUUGUGCCCGCAGGUCAUCAAUGCUGCCUUAGCUCUUGCAGCCAGACCCAAAAGCCAGGUGGUGAGAAGCAACAUGGAAAUGUAUAAAAACACAUGGGACAAUCACAUACGUGUGCUCACUGAAGCUGUGGAUGACAUUACAAGCAUUGAUGACUUUCUUGCUGUAUCAGAAAGCCAUAUCCUGGAGGAUGUAAACAAGUGCAUCAUUGCACUAAGAGAACAGGAUGCUGAUGGUUUAGAUCGUGUAGCUGGUGCCAUUCGAGGGCGUGCGGCAAGAGUGGCACACAUUGUUUCUGGUGAGAUGGACAAUUAUGAGGCUGGGGCCUACACUGAAGGAGUGAUGAGACAUGUGCAGUAUCUUACAAAUGCUGUGAUUCCAGAGUUUAUUACUCAAGUCAACACUGCACUGGAAAAUCUAAGCAAGAAUACGAUUCAUCUGUUUGAUGACAAUCAGUUUGUUGACAUCUCUAAGAAGGUCUAUGACACAGUUCAUGACAUUAGAUGCUCAGUUAUGAUGAUUCGGACCCCAGAAGAACUUGAAGAUGUCUCUGACCUUGAAGAUGAUCAUGAUACACACAGCCGCACCAGUAUUCAAACCGAAGGGAAAACUGAUAGGGCAAAAAUGACUCAGUUGCCAGAAGCAGAGAAAGAAAAGAUAGCUGAACAAGUGGCCGACUUUAAGAAAGUCAAGAGUAAGCUUGAUGCAGAGAUUGAAAUAUGGGAUGAUACCAGCAAUGACAUCAUCGUUCUGGCUAAACGGAUGUGUGUGAUUAUGAUGGAGAUGACAGACUUCACAAGGGGUAGAGGACCACUGAAGGAUACAUCAGAUGUGAUUAAUGCAGCAAAAAUGAUCUCAGAGUCAGGAUCAAGAAUGGAUAUGCUUGCAAGACUAAUUUCUAUCCAGUGUCAAGACCCAUCUUGUAAGCAGGACUUACUGGCUUAUCUGGAACAGAUCAAACUGUAUUCCCACCAGCUCAAAAUCUGCAGUCAGGUUAAAGCUGAAAUCCAGAAUUUAGGCGGAGAACUCAUCAUGUCAGCAUUGGACAGUGUGACUUCACUAAUUCAGGCUGCCAAAAACUUGAUGAACGCCGUGGUGCAGACAGUGAAGAUGUCCUAUAUCGCCUCUACGAAGAUUAUCAGAAUUCAGAGUCCUGCUGGCCCACGACACCCUGUGGUGAUGUGGCGGAUGAAGGCUCCAGAAAAGAAGCCUUUGAUUAAGAGAGAGAAGCCAGAGGAAAUCUAUGCAGCUGUUAGGAAAGGGUCGGCUAAGAAGAAAAUCCAUCCCGUUCAAAUCAUGAGUGAAUUUAGAGGAAGAGAAAUAAACUGAAAUUAUUAUUCUGUUCACUGCACAGGUUUCCUACACUGAGAGGCUGCUUGUUCUAUAUAGGUAUUUUUUCACUUCUUUAAUCCAUCAUAACUUUUAAAAAUGUUUUCUUCGAUUUUUAAGCAUGCUUUAAUAUUUAUCAUUAAUUUAAUAUAUUUGAUCUGGCAUCUCACCAUUUUGAACACAAUAUUAGAGAAAUGAUGAAACAAUAUCAUGUUGUGCCACAUUAAAAAUAAGCCUUUACUCAAAGGUUCAGAUUGCUCACAGCACUUCGUAUACGUUAUUUCUCCAUAUUCCUUAAAAACAACUUUGGAAGGUAGGCUGCAUUGUCCCCAUGUUGCACAAGGGGGCUGAGGCAGGUGGUUUAAUGUCAACUAGAGACUUCAUGAUUAGAGAGGCAUAGAUUAGUCUGUUUUCACUCCAUGCUGCAAUUUUUUAAAAAAUGCAAAAAAAUUCAUAUUGCAGAGAAUGAAUUCCUAGAGCAUCCCUAUCCAUGGUUAUAGAUUUGAAUUAAGAUUGUUAUUAUUCACACUCCCAGGCACUGCACUGCAGCAACUCUCACAUUUAUUUCUAGUACUAUAGCUAAUAAGACUAGAUUUUUGUUCAUGUUUUGAAAUACUGGCCUAAUUAAAGUCAAUGGGUGGCCUUCAGAAAAAUGUUAAAAUAAACCGCUCUACAAGGAUAAUGUAGAAUUGGGCCAACAGUUCAAGCGAUGGAAACUGAUACAGCUACAGAGUGUGUAGAACUUCAGGAAUAGAAAGAAAACCUUGUUCUUCAAGCCAACCUUCUCUUGCUUGUUUCAUAGCUCUCUUUUUUGGAGGGGAGGCUUGCUGAUUCAUUCAACUGUUCUGCCUUCUUUUUUCAAAGUUACUGUUCUUGCUUAGCAAUAAUAUAUAUAUAUAUAAACCUGAGGAAAAUUGAAUUUGUAUUAAACAAUUAGAUAUCCUGCAUAGUAUGGAAUUGACUAUUGUACAUUAUAAGAGAAAAAUGUUUAAAAUGUAAGAAUGUUUCUUGAGUUUGCAGGAUGUUUCUCUCUUGUUUUUUCUGUUUUCUCAAGUGAUGUUUUCACAGAUCUUUACCAGCUGUUGCAAUUACUUUAAUGAUGAGUUGCAUAGACCUAUGGGUUGAUGCCAUCGUGUGAUAAGGUCACACAGUGUUAUAUAAUUAGGGAACCAAGCACCACUAAAACAAAAGGAAUCAAGGUAUAAUUCUCCCUAGGGCCAAAAUACCAAAUCCUAGCUGGCGGCAUUAAAGGAUGCAAAUAAUCUUUGCUAAAGAGAAAACCACCAUUUGUUUCAACAUUGUCAAAAUUCAGAAUCCAUUAUAACUUUCUGUAUGGUUUAUAUGAAAACUGUGGUAAUUAUACCUUUCAUAAAAUCCAUUUAACUAUAGCUCUCUAGCCCUUUCACAUUGAUUUGCCCCAGUUGUAUUCAGGACUUACUAUAAUGAUUAUAAAUCCCAUACGCAAAAUUAAUAGUGGGGGGGAAUAAAAAGGGAAAAAAGGAGUGCUUGAUAUGAUGGAGCAGCGAAUCAUUUUUGUAAAUGACACAAACAAACAAAAAUCAACUUUAUUGUGACACUAAGAUAUAUUGAAAUGUAACAUAGGGAGACAUGACAGCGUAGGAAUAAACCUCUUUUCCUGUGGUGCCCCAGCUCUCAAAAUGUGACAAUUUGAGAACGGAAAUAGCUUAGUGAAUUAUUACUUUAAUGUGUUUCAGAGUGUACACCAAAGAUGAAAGGAUUUUGAAAUCUUUGAUUAUCAGAUAUUUGGAACAAAGUCAGCUCUGUCACUGUGAACUUUCUUCAUUCCUCCAUCAUUCUCUCUCUCAGGGGGAUGUACUUUCUGAACACAGCAUGAAUGGGGAGUGGGAUCCUGCCCUGUGCUCUUGCAUGCCUCCCCUGCCUCAUCUCCCUGGAUAGGAAGUAAUGCCUGACAUAACCAAAUACUAUGUUUAUCUAUAUCAAGAAUCUUCCUAAAAUGUUAUCUCUCCCUGGAAAGCCUGAGACCGACUCUCUUUUCAUACCAGAAGUAGGCCUGCAGUGCCCAUAAUCUAUCAAUAAUUAAGAAAUUUUAGCAAGAGAGGCCCUGUUUGGGUCCUUUGCUUAUACCAGGGGUGGGGAACUGGAUCUGGCUAGGAGACCAAGUCCUGGAUUUCCAAUUCCUCUAGCAGGCCACUUCAACUAAGAGAUGGUGACUUCAAGCCCUACUUCCUGUAAGGGCCAGCUGUGCUACUGAGUGCCACAUGAGAAGUCCAUGGUUCAGCCAAUCUAGCGGGCUUCAAGUCACCACCUAUCAGCUGACAGGCAGUGACUUCAAGUCCCGCUUUGGGCAGGGUCCAGCUGUGUGAUUAAAUUUCCCAUGGGGAACUCCAUAGUAUAGCUGAUCCCAGCGGGCAGGAAGUCUCCCUUACUAAUGAACAAUCAGGAGCACACUUUAAGGCUUCUGACUGGCAGAUGUGUCUCCUACUUGCCCCACACCUAAUAUCACUUAUGAUGUCAGGGGCAGGUAGGCACAGUUUUGGGGAAACAGCUUCAUGAGCCAAAUGGGGCCCCAUGCUAGGUCUAACUGGGCCCAUGGCAUGGAGGUCACCCACCCCAGCUUGCAAGCAAAGAGGAUGGGAACAAGUGCACUAAGCUCUUCCCCUUGUGAUCCUCCAAGUUAUGGAUCAUGAAGGUAUGAAGUGAGGAGCUUUCACUACUUGUGGAAGUGCCCUGCACACUUUAGACCCCUGAUAAUGCUGAUGGAGCAUGGCACUUCCUCCCUGCUCACCCUGCCUGUGCUCAGAUUUUGCUGUAAUCCGCCCAGAGAGCUUCGGCAAUGGGGCCGUAUAUAAAUGUAAUAAAUAAAUAAUACGUGUGAGCAGAAUGGCCAAAUAGGGCUAGAAGCUAAUGUCUACUUUCUACCAAGUGCUGGAUGCUCUCACCCUGUCUUUAUGGGGCAUAAAAUAGCAGUGCCUCUGCAUAUUCAUCAUUAUGCCGUAUAGCAUGCGGUUGAGGUUAAAAUAUAGUAGUUGCUUCCUUCACUUCAAGUAGAUUACAUGAGCAGGAGCGAAAAGCUUUGCUCUGAGUUUGUAAGACUCAGCAGCAACAAAGCUUCACAUCUGUUGCAGUGGUUGCUAGGAAACUGUUAACAAUUCCCUGGAAAAUUCAUUAGAAAUGUUGGCCAUCAAAGCUUCUGUGAUUAGUUAGCAGGUAUAAGUAGGGUUGGGAUGAGAAAAUAUUAGGUAUGAUGAUCAUGAUGAGUCAAGGACAUUCCUCUCCUCCCCAAAGAGUUUUUUAGAGUGAGUGGGAAACUUAUUCCUUGAAUGCACAGAUCUCUUGGGAGGCGAAGUUGUAAGAAACUCCAACCACAAGGGACAGAAAACUGUAACUUUGCCUACGGUGACAUAGUCCUGUGACCCACAAAUAUUGCUGCUGGUGGGUUUGUGACUUGGCUGGGAUCAGCUUCAGGUUUGGGAGGGGCCUUGGCAGAAUACCCUCUGGUGGGUCCCUCGCUAGGUGGGUGAGCCCCAGUGAUGAUGGCAACAGCGAGCACAGAAGUGGUCCAUGCAGCACUGGGCAGCUACAAAUCAUCAUUUUAAUUUUUCACAAUGUAACACUGCUCCAGGGUACUGUGGGAAAUUUGAACGGUUCCCAGAUCCAACUCUGAUUGGUGUGCUGAUUUUUUUUUAAAAGAGAGACUCAGGACAGGCAUCAAUCAAUGGUGGGCCCUGCAGGAAGUGGUAGGAGCCCAGCAAUUGCCUGAGGAUGUUUUGUGCCAAUGCCAAGCCUGGCUGAUAUGAAAUAACUGGCACGCUUGUGUGAGGAGAUGACUGUUGUGAUUUGCACAAAUCCGGGAUGCAGUAAUCCUAUCAAUUGCAGCAAACUGCAAAUUCCAACCCCAGAGGGGGCUCCAAGUGGCCACACCAUUUGAUCCCAGUUGCGUCAUGAGCCCACUAGCACCAGCAGCACUUCCCACAAGUAGCUGUAUGCCUAUGAACCAGGCAUUAGAGUUGCAUCCCCUGAAACUUGAAAUCCACAAGGGUCAUAUUGCAGAUCUUCUGACAUGUCCUCCUAAUCAUUUGUUGAAAGCCUUUCACUUCUUGGAGCCAUGUCUUUGUUUCAGCUCACUGUUUCAGCUCGCUUUGAUGCUUAUGAGUCAAAGUGUGACUCACGAUUUGAUAUGACGCAUUAUUAACCAAGUUGAAAUAAAUGUUGUUCGGCACACACGGAAGUGAAUCUCUUACAUUUCUUCUAUUAUAAUUUUGGGUAAGAUUGGAAAACUUGAAGGAACAAUGUAAUUGAAAGGUGCAGAAGGUAAGCAGUUUGCAGAACCGCAGGAGCUAAGCAGUUUAGGGCCUGGCCAGUAGAUGGAUGCAUGACCAUGAGAUGAUGAUGAUGAGCUCUGCUGAAUCAGACCAAAGCCCCAUCUGGUCCAGCAUUCUGUUCUCACUGUAGUCAAUCUGAUACCAAUGGGAAGACUGCAAGCCUGACCUGAGCACAAUAGAACUCUCCCCACUCAUGUUCUGCAGAGGCCUGCUGCCUCUGAUACUUCAGGUGGUACAUCGCUAUCAUGACUAGGAGCCAAUGCUCCACGAGUUUGUUUUAUCCCAUUUGAAAGCCAUCCAAGAUCCGCUUCAACCCCUGCAAACGAGAGCUUUGGAAGCAGGCUGGAAUACAAAAAGAAAUUCAUUUAAAAACUACAUCAUCAUAACUGAAACAUUUUUCAAGCUAGCUACAGACCUAGAAGAAACAACUAGAAUUCUAGGCUGGGAGAGCAGCUGAAAAGUUAUGGUUGGGGGUGGUGGUUGUUUUUUUCUAAAUGUUCUACCAUUACAAAUGCCUGAAAAUCAAAACAUCAGAAUAGGUCCUAUCAGUCUGAAAUUUGACAUGGAGUUGAUAAGUGCAGGGGAAUUCCAGAAGCAUCCCCAUUGCCCAAAAAUAAUAGUUCCACCCUUAAACUCUGCCUAACUGGGUACAAAGGAGAGGAGUGGGCCCAGGGAGACAAUAUUUGCAAUAUCCAGUCAAAAAAGAGACCUGUCCAUUGGUCUGGGAGCUUCCUGAGAACAUAAGCAUCUUUUAAAGUGAAGUGAAGUGUGCCUCCAAGUAUGUCCAGAGAACAACAAAACAACUCUGUUCUAGUGGUACUAGAUUCUGCUGGUUAACGUACUCCAUAAUUGGAAUGAGUCUCACGAAGCCUGUAUCCCAUAAUAUGAUGAUGAUGAACUGCCUUCAAGUUGAUCCCGACUUAUGGCAACCCUAUGAACAGAGUUUUCAUGGUAAGCUGUAUUCAGAGGGGGUUUACCAUUGCCUUCCUCUGAGGCUGAGAGGCAGUGACUGGCCCAAGGUCACCCGGGGAGCUUUAUGGCUGUGUGGGGAUUCAAACCCUGGUCUCCAAGGCCAUAGUCCAGCACUCUAACCACUACGCCACACUGGCUCCCAUCCCAUAAUAAAUUUCAUGGCAAAAGACAAAGAAGCAGACAUGAUGAAACAGUAGAUGUGUAUCCCUAACCUUUAAAUAAACCAGAAAGAAGUGGAUUAAAAUAAAAUAAGAUUGUGAUGCAAAUGAGAACAAGUGUUAGGAUAGCUAUGCAAGAUGAAUUAGCAAGGGAGAUCAAAGUGCAGAGGUGGAGGUGGCAAACUGUUGUAGACUGGCCCAAUAACCAGUGUGAUUCCUGGGUAGGAAUGUCAGAAUUCUGACAAAAACAGAAGUGGGAGUGGAAAUUGCCAAUGUUUGCUUUUCAUUCCGUCUCUGGAAUAGAAAUCAAUCUAGCAAAUUUCAUUGGUAUUUGCUGAUGCUGUUGCUUUCAGUCCACAAACUGAUCAUGUUAUUUUAUGUUUUGCAGUGUUUUCU